Haemorhous mexicanus (house finch) is the source of this 2168-nucleotide messenger RNA. RefSeq names its product transmembrane protein 117 (gene TMEM117). Bases 178 to 1830 code for a protein of 550 amino acids. Gene Ontology annotation, biological process: intrinsic apoptotic signaling pathway in response to endoplasmic reticulum stress. The transcript has 9 exons. The record is from RefSeq and is a predicted model, not a curated record. NCBI's taxonomy places the organism in Eukaryota, Metazoa, Chordata, Aves, Passeriformes, Fringillidae.
GGGCGGAGGCGGCCGCAGCCGCCGCGCCGGGAGAGGCGGCCGCGGGUGUCCGGGUGUGCGCCGGGGGCAGGGGGAAUUGGGUCCAUUUAACAGGUUGCGACUGGCGUGUGGUUCGCUGCGCUCUUGGCAGCCGCGCUUUCGGCGUUGAGGCAAAACCCAGUUCUUCAGUGUCUGAGGAUGGAUAAAGACUUCCGCUACUACUUCCAGCACCCAUGGUCUCGCUUAGUUGUGGCUUACUUAGUGAUCUUCUUUAACUUCUUAAUAUUUGCUGAGGACCCAGUAUCUCACAGCCAAACAGAAGCCAAUGUUAUUGUUGUUGGUAAUUGUUUCUCCUUUGUAACAAAUAAAUACCCUGAAGGAGGAGGCUGGAGAUUUUUGAAGGUGUUUCUGUGGCUCCUUGCCAUUCUCACAGGACUGAUAGCUGGGAAAUUUCUCUUCCAUCAGCGCUUGUUUGGUCAGUUGCUCCGUCUGAAAAUGUUUCGGGAGGACCAUGGGUCUUGGAUGACAAUGUUCUUCAGUACCAUCCUCUUCCUCUUCAUAUUUUCUCACAUUUAUAACCUGUUCCUCAUUAUGGCAGGGAAUAUGAGUGCAUACAUUAUAACAGACUUCAUGGGCAUCAGGAAUGAAAAUUUUAUGAAGGUAGCUGCAGUUGGGACUUGGAUGGGAGAUUUUGUCACAGCAUGGAUGGUCACAGAUAUGAUGCUUCAGGAUAAACCCUACCCAGACUGGGGAAAGUCUGCCAGAGCUUUCUGGAAGAAAGGAAACAUUAGGAUCAUUUUAUUCUGGAGAGGUGGUUCCACAGAAAGAGGUCAAGGAAAAUCAGGGUGCCUAGUGGCUGGGGGAGUCUGCCUUGGUCAGCAGACAAGUGCUGAGGAUUGCUUUCUUUCUGGAGAACUUUUCAGGACGGUUCUGUUUACUCUGACCUCUGUAGUUGUGCUUGUCAUCACUACUGACUGGAUCAGCUGGGACAAGCUGAAUCGUGGAUUUCUGCCAAGUGAUGAGGUCUCAAGAGCCUUCUUGGCUUCUUUCAUCUUGGUGUUUGACCUUCUUAUUGUCAUGCAGGACUGGGAGUUUCCACAUUUUAUGGGUGAUGUUGAAGUUAAUCUUCCAGGCUUGCCCUCAGCACACAUGCAAUUCAAAGUACCUUAUUUCCAAAAGAUACUGAAAGAGGAAUAUCACAUACAUAUAACAGGCAAAUGGUUUAACUAUGGAAUUAUCUUCCUUGUUUUAAUCUUGGAUCUGAAUAUGUGGAAGAACCAAAUAUUUUACAAACCUCAUGAAUAUGGUCAAUAUAUCGGUCCUGGACAGAAGAUCUACACAGUGAAGGACUCAGAGAGCUUGAAAGACCUUAACAGAACUAAGUUAUCUUGGGAGUGGAGAUCCAACAACACUAACCCACUGACGAACCGGACCUAUGCCGAAGGGGACAUGUUCUUGCACAGCAGGUUCACAGGCUCUAGCCUUGAUGUCAAAUGCCUGGCUUUUAUUCCAAGUUUGCUGGCUUUUGCUUUGUUUGGUUUCUUCAUCUGGUUCUUUGGGCGAUUUCAGAAAACUGACCAAGGCAUGGAGAAUUUAGACAAAUCGUACACAAGAAUGAAACGAAAGUCACCAUCAGAUAUGGGAAUGACACGAGAAAAUACACAGGUGUUAGAAGAACCAUUGAAUUUUCAGGAACCACACCUGGUAUCCAUAAAAUCAGACUUAAGUGAAAUAGUUUUUAAUUCUUCUCUUCUAACUUCUGAAAACUUGAACGCACAACUGAAUGAGCAAGACAGCCCUUUACAGCCAGUACCAGAGUCCUCUGUCCCUAAGAAUAAUCCUGUGACAUAAAGGAAAAUACCCAGGAAAAAUCAGUUUAAAUAAGCAGUUACUCUAAGAUUUCAGUUUUACCUUUUGUAAGUUAAGAUUUACAUAGUGUUUAGAAUAAGAAACUCAACCUAUACCAAGAGGUGCUCAGCAUGCUUUUUCUAGGAAUUUUGUUUUUUAUUUGUAUUAUAGUACGUGCCUAUUGUAUAUCUAACAUUCCUUUAUAGAUUGCUUCCCAAAAUUGCACAAGCUAUUUAUUAAUACAUUACCUUAACUGUAUAAUAGUGUAUUAGAUGAUUACUUGCAGGUAUAAAAUUCUACCGUGGUGGUGCCUUGAGACAUUAAACUGUUUUUUAACUCAA